Coccinella septempunctata (seven-spotted ladybird) is the source of this 606-nucleotide messenger RNA. It is a transcript of the gene mRpL14, whose product is annotated as 39S ribosomal protein L14, mitochondrial. The record is from RefSeq and is a predicted model, not a curated record. Gene Ontology annotation, biological process: translation. Gene Ontology annotation, cellular component: mitochondrion; ribosome. The coding region runs from base 97 to 561 and encodes 154 amino acids. NCBI's taxonomy places the organism in Eukaryota, Metazoa, Arthropoda, Insecta, Coleoptera, Coccinellidae. The transcript has 2 exons. Gene Ontology annotation, molecular function: structural constituent of ribosome.
UUAACCUAACCAUAAAAUUUCAACCUAACCUCACUAAUAUUAAAAAUAACAUCAAAUAAAAUAACGCUACAAUUCUAUUGAAAUUACCAAAAAAACAUGAAUAAUCGCGUACUUGGUCAAAUCAGAAACAUCCCCAAGCUGACAGUAGACAAAUGUAAAUUUCACCGAUCCUCAUACUUGAGCCAAAUCCAAAAAAUGACCAGAUUGAGAGUGGUGGACAACAGUGAAAUUGGAAAAAGGGCGAUGGCAGAGGGUAAACCCCCAAAAUGCAUACAUGUAUAUAAUAAAACCGGAAUAGGCAAAAUUGGUGAUGUGGUCCUUGUUGCUAUCAAGGGAGAAAAGAAAAAGGGAAUAUUAGUAGGUCUCAAACAGAAUCAAAACCCGAAAGUACCAAAAUUUGACAGCAACAAUUUGGUAUUGAUCGAUGACAAUGGCAGUCCGUUAGGAACAAGAAUUCAUGUACCUAUACCCACGAUAUUGAGAACGAUUCUUAAAGAAAAAACGCAUGCGAAAGGAGCUGAAUACACAAAGUUAUUAGGAAUAGCCUCCAAGUUCAUAUAGUAAAAUUGUUAAUAGUUUGGAAAUAAAACGAUUUAAAAUUCAAAA